Molecule: messenger RNA, 969 nt
Organism: Helianthus annuus (common sunflower)
Lineage: Eukaryota; Viridiplantae; Streptophyta; Magnoliopsida; Asterales; Asteraceae
Exons: 1
Coding region: 1-969 (322 amino acids)
Source: RefSeq, a predicted model, not a curated record
AUGGGAGACAAGGCUGAUAAAACCGAUCCCAAACCCCAAUCUCUUCACCCCGUCUACACCGUAACGAACAUACAACAUAAGGUUCGUGUCCUUAAUGGUAUCGGAGUCUCAUACCCGACAUGGGUUAAGCUUUUUAUGCUCCACGCCACCGGGUACGAUGUGGUUGACCACAUCGACGGUUCGCCGACACUCGAGAAAACUGCACUAGAAUACAUUUCAUGGAAGAAGAUAGACGUUGUGGUCCUUCAAUGGAUCUAUGGCACCCUUAGUAACGAUCUCCUCGUUCGAGUUCUUGAAGAACAAUCUACAGCAUAUCAGGCAUGGAUGCGGGUCAAAACUCUCUUUCUAAACAACAAAGGCCCUCGUGCCAUGGCUCUUCAACAUGAAUUAACCGACCUCACCCUUGCCUCUAUGCCCAGUCUUGAAGCCUACUGCCAAAAGACCCGGGAGCCUUCUGACCAACUUGCAGCCGCCGACUGCCCGCUCAGUAAUACUCAGCGGAUCCUACAUCUCGUCAAUGGUCUUCGCCGAGAAUACGAUACCACCGCAGCCAUCAUAAACCAAAACUUACCACCAUGGGAGCAGGCCGUCGAGCAGUUGCAAUCAGAAUCACGUCGGAUUGCGGCACGAGAAGCUCGCAAUCCGACACCCAUCAUCGCCGCCGGAGUUUCAUCCCAAUCCGAACGCACACCAUCGUCUAACCGUGACCAGUCCCAUGCUCCACGCCGUGAAAAUCGCCGGGAAAAUAACUCCGAAAACCGUCGGGAUAACACCCAUCACAGCCCCAACUCUUCAAGAAAUAAUGGCUCUCAAAGUCAACAACAAUACAAAAACUUCACGGUUCAAGCACCUUAUGUGCCCUACUGGGCCCCACAACAACCUUUUGCUCGUUACUGGGCUCCACCACCUUGCCCAUUUCCUACACAAGCUUGGGAUCAACCAUGGGAUCCAAGGCCCAAUUCGAGAUAA